CACCUUCGGCACCGGCACGUCGGGGAGCAGCACCGGCACCUUCGGCACCGGCACGUCGGGGAGCGGCGCGGGCGGAGCGGAGCGACACAGGACCGGCCAGACUGCCCUGCCCGGAGGCUCUUGCAGAGGAGAAGAAAGAAAAAAAGAUGACUAAUUUGAAAAAUCAAGCCUGCUGUGCCACCUGUGAUGGGCAUGGUUGGGAAGACAGGGAAUUUGGUCUGAAAAGAUGACUAGUACUCUGUUAUAAGCCAAUUACUCUUCUGGAAAGAUGAAAACCUACUGUUUAAAAAAAAAAAAAAAAGUAUUUUUCCCAAGUUAAUCAAUAUUGUCAAAUCUAUUAUUGGGCAACAAAUACCAAGCAAAAAUAUUAAUUCUGCUCUAAGACAAGUGUUUACAAAACAGAUAGUUACUAGAAAAUUAUUAAAUCUGAAAUUCCAGCUCUUAAACAAAUGGCUUCAUCUAAAUUUAACACUUUUUUUACAUAUGCAUGACUUGUAUUUUAGUGCAACAGCAGCACUCUAUUUGCCUUAGAAUGCAGUUUGUUCAAUUCAGCAAGUCCAUCUGAGUAGAUUUCCAUCAAUACUCCAUGCUCUACAAGCCACAUGGGAAGUCACUGAAAUGUGCUGACACAUACUUAGCUAUGAAGUAAUUUUGCCUAAGAGCAGGUUAUUUCCUAAUUGUUCACCACUUGUUUUUUGGGUCAUGUCUAUUGUGUCAUGAGAGAAAAAUCACAUGCCAUUCAGAGCCAGGAUGAGCCACGUGGGUUCCUUUUACCUUCCAAGGGCAAGAAGAACUACUGACAGAAAUUAUUUUUAACUGACUUGUUUGUUCCUCAAACAACUGAAGUAAAAACUUCAUCUUGUAAGGCUCUACUCGAGGCUGAAAAGAUUACUGACUAGACUUUUGGUAAGCCACAAGAUGGUAUUAAGUAGCAGCUGCCAUUUAUGAAUGCUGCAAGAAGAAAAAAUGUACACUGCCUUCCUUCCCAGCAGCUGGCCAUGAAAUAUGGAUGCUGUGCUGAAACUGCUUCAUCAUUUCACCAUUUGUCCCUAGACUCUGAAUCACAGACUAUCCUGAGCUGGAAGGAACACACGAGGAUCAUUGAGCCCAACUCCUGCACGAAUGCUCCAUAUGGGGAUAGAGUGUGGAUAUACAAAUGUUAAAGCUGAGAUAAACAUAAACUCUACUGGAUCUGCUGGAUCACGGAGAUUGUGUGUGACACUGUCCAUGUCACUUGAGAGGAGCUCUUCACAAGUGGCCUUGAUCCAUGUGCUCAUUCACUGAUGUCCAGCUUGUUCCUUCGCGAUCUUACUCAGCAAAGUGCUCAAGGCUUGCAGCAGUGACUGAAGUCAGAAGGGGCUGACUUCUGAAGAUUCCAGGCAGGAUGAAAGACCGUUUAAGUGAGCUGCGUGAAUUUGCCAGGUUACACAACCAAGAGUUUUCUGAUAGUGAUGAUGAUGAAAAUUCACCCCAGGACAUUCUCCUUUAUGAGACAGAUUAUGCCUUGGAAAUCCUUCAUAAGGACAUACAGAGCAUCCGGACAGAAAAUGACCACCUAAAAGCAGAUGUCAACCGUCUCAGAAAGCAGAACAGCCGCUUUCUUACUUCCAUGCGCCGUCUUAGUAGCAUCAAACGAGAUACUAAUUGUAUUGCCAGAGACAUUAAGAGCCGUGGAGAAAGCAUCCACAGGAAACUGCAGGUAAUGAGAGAUUUCUGUGAAGAUGCAAUAACAAAAUAUGGAGCUAUGUCUGUCAUUGCCAGGGUGGCGAAGAACCACUACGUUGACCUCAUGCACACAUUUCAGGACGCUAUGUUUGAUUACAAUGCAACAGAGAUGAACCAGCGGGAGAACUGCAAGAUUCGAAUUCAGCGGCAGCUGGAGAUCAUGGGCAAAGACGUUUCUGGUCACCAGAUUGAGGAGAUGAUUGAGCAAGGCAAAUGGGAUGUCUUCUCCGAGAAUCUCUUGUCGGACGUUAAGGGAGCUCGCGCAGCCUUGAAUGAGAUAGAGACGCGGCACAAGGAGCUGGUGAAGCUAGAAGGUCGCAUUAAGGAAGUUCAUGAGCUCUUUCUGCAGGUGGCCCUGCUGGUGGAGGAACAGGCAGACACCUUUGAUGUUAUUGAGAUAAAUAUGCAAAAUGUUGAGGACUAUGUAGGAGAUGCUAAAGACCAAGUGAAAAAAGCUUUGGAAUACAGGAGAAAACAUCCCCUCAGAACAAUCCUCUGCUGCUGCAUAUCAUGUUGCAGAAGGUGAUGGUCCCACUGGAGCUAUCACAGACUGACUUGAAUGUCUUCAAACUCAGCUGUUCUUUCCAGAGAUUUUUUGUAAUGACAAGCCCUAGAAAUAGAGGGGGUAUUUUAUAUUUUGCGGUUGGUUUUGUUCAUUGCCUGUUUACUAAAUGUGCUGAAGGCUGUUUGUAUUUAUAAACUCCUAGAAAUGUUGAUAAAACGAUUUUUAAUCUAAUUUUUAUUGAAAGGUCCUGUUACUGUAACUAGAGGUGCAAUAUCUCUACAGCGAUACUUGCUUCAUCUAGGCAAGAAAGAAGAAUGAAAAACUUAUCCUAGGGAAGACGAAUACUUUUAAGAAGUAACUUUAUUCUUAUUUGUUGAAGUGAGGCUGCAGGUGAUGAAGUCUUAUUGCCUGGGGCAACACAGUACACCACAGAAUCAGGAAGUUUCAGUUUUAACUAGUUUGAAGCCUGCUUGAUACGCAUUUGACAAAAUACUGAGCCUGGAGCAAGAGCAGGACACAGAACUAGUUUCUCUUUCAACUUGAUUUUCAGCUGCCUUAACAGAAGUGGCUGCACCUUAAAUGAUAAUAUGCAGAUUUUGCUCUAUUUGUGUGCAAGUGACUGCUUUUUUCCAUUUUGAGUACCCAGCUCUCUCAAGGUGGCUAAAAGCACUGCAACACUGAGGCAACUCACUCACUUUUAACUUGAGCCACUCUCGACUCUCAGUUUCAAACCUGCCAUGCUUUCAUGUUCUGAUGCACUUUCUGCCAAUUAACACUUCAGCCAGAGGCAAAACAUGGAGUAGCCUUCUGCAGAAACAUGUAUAAGACAACAGCUGUGGGGUUGAGAAAGCUUUGUAGGAUCUCCUAUCCUAGUACAUACAUAGAAGCAGUUUUAGUGGAAUGACUGGCCUGUCAGUACACUUUUAUUUUUUAUAAGCAUUGACCAAAUAUGGAUUUUUUAAUACCUAUUUUAAAUAAAAUGAAGGAUUAAAUUUUUUUUUAAUAUGCAGUUUUACUUGUGUACAAAAAUUUUGACUCUUCUCCAAUUGUUGGGAAAUCUCCACCUGGGAAAGCAAACAGAACUAUUUCUUCAGUACACCUGAAGAAAAAAGAAAAGAGUUUCAUGCCAUUUCAGUGCUCUUUUCAAGCUUAAAAGGAAACUCUCCUUUUGUGGGAGUCUGCCCUUACACAAGGGCAAACCAGUAGGUUUGGAGUAUUGCAAGGAAAUAAAAAAUGUGCUGUCCUGGUAAGCACUGAGCAUUGUCAGUGGAACAUAUUCACAAAGUCUGGUGAUUGAUCGCAGCUCCUGCUUCUGGAGGUUUUCCAACUAUAUUUAUAGGUGGCUUCCUGAUACACUGUGAUCUAUUGCUGUCCUUUGAAAUAAUGCAGGACAUUUGUUUCAGAUUUUUUUUAACUAAUGGUCCUAUUUGUACCAAUUUUAAUAAAUAUAUUUCAACAUUUCAAAUAUUUUGUAUUUGGGAGUUUUCCUCAGAUGUGCAUAGAUGUACACCUUCCUGCACUAGUUGCAGUGAAACUUCUCCCUUCUUACCUUUUGCACCCUGAUUUUAUCUGUGAAAAGAAACCCCAAACAUUUCUUUCUAUUUGUAUUAAUAAAACAACAAAAUAAAUCCACUUCCAAGCUUUCAUAUCUUACUGGGAAACAAUUUUAGUCAGACAGACUUUUUUACAUAAAUAGAAACUAAAGGGAUAACUUUUCACAGAAAGCGAUUGUCCCUUUUGCUGUAGCACCUGUCUCUGAUAACAUGGAAGAGUGAGGAACACUGAUCUCCUAAACUAUAAAAUAUUUUGAUAUUCAGUGGUGUACUGGUGAUAUCAGUGUUGUGCUUGUCUGAGGAUGUCUCCAGUGAGGUGUUCAAACUUGAAAUGGGAGAAAGGAGGGUGAUGAGCUGGGAUCACAGCCAGUGGCUUUGGUGCUACUCAAGAAGACAAAGUUGUUUACUCUGUAGGUGCUGCCACUAAGUGGAACUGUGCAUUCCUCUGAGAGUCAGCAUGUGGGGAUAAAUCAUGAAGAAUGAAAUACUGUAUUUCCUUUCACAUGCGUAUUCCUAGCACUUGCUGAUGUUUUUGAUAAAAAAUAUGUACUUUUUUUUUGUGCUCGUUCUUUUUUUGCAUCU
Pyrgilauda ruficollis (rufous-necked snowfinch) is the source of this 4365-nucleotide messenger RNA. RefSeq names its product syntaxin 11 (gene STX11). The transcript is spliced from 4 exons. Gene Ontology annotation, biological process: synaptic vesicle fusion to presynaptic active zone membrane; exocytosis; intracellular protein transport. Bases 1385 to 2251 code for a protein of 288 amino acids. The record is from RefSeq and is a predicted model, not a curated record. Gene Ontology annotation, molecular function: SNARE binding; SNAP receptor activity. NCBI's taxonomy places the organism in Eukaryota, Metazoa, Chordata, Aves, Passeriformes, Passeridae. Gene Ontology annotation, cellular component: plasma membrane; synaptic vesicle; presynaptic active zone membrane.